AUGUCGCCCACAGAAAAGAAAAGCACCACAGAGCCAGUCGACAAGGAAGCCGUCCGCAAGCUGAUCAACGAGCUCGAAGGUAAACUCGAAGCUCUGUACACCCUAAGCUACGAGGUCAACAGAGGUAUUCUUGAGAGUCAAGAUGCGCUCGAAAGCGUCCGCGAGAAACGCGUCAAGCUCAUCAGAGCGCGACUAGACCGGAUCUUCCAGCAGUGGAAUAUCGGGCCUCUGACUAGCAACCAUCAACCGUCAAUUCAGAAUCAGACCCAGAAUUCGGGUCUGGGUCUGGUCCCAGGAUCGAGCCUGGCUCAGACUCAAGCUGGGAAUAACCAGCAAGGGCAAUUUGGUCUGCCAUGGUAG
Fusarium subglutinans is the source of this 360-nucleotide messenger RNA. RefSeq lists its product as uncharacterized. Lineage: Eukaryota; Fungi; Ascomycota; Sordariomycetes; Hypocreales; Nectriaceae. The record is from RefSeq and is a predicted model, not a curated record. Bases 1 to 360 code for a protein of 119 amino acids. The transcript has 2 exons.